This is a messenger RNA of Pistacia vera, 1222 nucleotides long. RefSeq lists its product as uncharacterized. The transcript is spliced from 10 exons. Bases 70 to 999 code for a protein of 309 amino acids. NCBI's taxonomy places the organism in Eukaryota, Viridiplantae, Streptophyta, Magnoliopsida, Sapindales, Anacardiaceae. The record is from RefSeq and is a predicted model, not a curated record.
UUACUGUGGAGACCUAAAAAAUAUAUGUAAGCUUAAACCCAAAUUUCCACUGGAAUUACCAAACUUAUCAUGGCAUUCUCUAUCUCCUUAACAUCAACUUCUUCAACAAAUUUGUGUUCUACCCAUUUCCAUAAACAUCCUUUUCUUUCAUUUCCAGUCUCCAUUUCUCUCUCUGUCCCCAACCAAAACCUUACCACGCUUUGCCUCGCCGCCAAGUCUCAAACGGGGCCUGUCAAGAAACGUUCGCCCAAUAAGAAGAGGAAGAAGGACGGAAAUGAAAAUUCUGUAGAUAAAUUGAGCUCGAGUGAUGUUGAAGUUCUGGAUGAUAACGAUUAUGAAAAUGAAUCUUUGGGGCCUCUGCCGAAACCGCCUGCUGGGUUUAUUGUGGAUGAAACUGGAAGGGUUCUCGUGGCUUCUAGCAAGAGAAUUGCUACUAUUGUCGAUUCUAGCAAUAAUAAUCCUUUGGAUUGUGUCAUAAGAAGAGUGUUUACAAGCUCGCAAGGAGAUGAAUGCAUGUUGCUCUGUCCGGUUGACACGCCUGUUCAGAUAUUAAAGAGCACAAAUAUUGAAGGGUGGUCAGCUGUCAGUGAUGAAGAAGUUGAAAAUAUUCUUCCUACAGCUGCCUAUGCUCUUGCCAAGAUACACAUGCAUCUAGUACAUAGCGGAUUCUGUUAUACAGCAAGAGGAGGAUUUUGCUACUCAGAUGAUGACAUAUUUGAUUUCCGCACAGAUGAUGGACAGGAUGUAGAUGGCUUGCCGACAGAGGGGGUUGAAAUUACAUGUUUUCAUUUGGAUGGUGCUCAUUAUAUGAUUUAUACUCCAUCCGAUCCACUUCUAUUUGUUGCUGUCAAGGAUGGCAGUGGGCUAUUGCAAAUUGCUGAUGAUGAUCUGUUGGAGGAUCCAGCAGUGAUAAGGGCCAUAGAUGAGGAGACCGAAUUUAAUGCCUUGGUGGAGGAAGAGGCUGCACUUCUUGAAUCCUUGUUAGGUAAAGAAAGAUGACCACAUUUCAAGCAUCACUUGAGUUCCAGUGAGCCAUCUGCCCAUUGAAAAGUAUUUCCGUAGAGAAAAACAAUAAUAAUAAUAAAAUGUUUCCUUUUCAGUGUACAUAAGAAGCUUUGUUUGCAUUUUAAAUUUGUUGAGAAAUGCAUUAGUGUUAGUAAACAAAAAUACUUACUUUACUGAAAUAUAUUUAUUUAUUUGUUGAAUAUUUAAAGAUAAAAUA